UCGGCCGUCGAAAUCUUCACGUGUAGCGCCGUUGCAGACCAAGAAUUAUGCUGGACUAGGAAUAGGAGGCGAGCUGAAGAGCGUUUUGUGGUGCCACUUCCCGAAAUUGGAUGCGAGCGAGCUCAGCAUUUUUUCGACCGAGAGAGCCGUGGGCAAACGAGAUCCAAGCUGGAGCGCAUACAGAAGACGAUGGGUGACCACCCGACAUACCUGGAGGUCUUCUUGCGCACGCAGAACUUCAUCCUGCGCGGCGACGGACCGCUGCCUGCUGACUACCGCCACUACAUUGCCAUCAUAGCAGCGGCGCGCCACCAGUGCAGCUACCUGGUCGAAAUCCAAAAGGAGGAGUUCCUCGAGCAGGGCGGCGACCCCGGCUGGCUCAGAGGCCUCCAGUUUGUGCCCCAGAAACUGCACGAGCUCAACGAGAUCAACAAAAUUUUGGCCCACAGGCCAUGGCUGCUCAACAAGUGCCACAUCGAACGCCUCACCAGGGGCAGCAACUGGUCGCUGGCCGAGGUGGUGCACGCCAUAGUAUUACUUACGCAUUUCCAUGCACUUGCCAGCUUUGUUUUUGGCUGUGGAAUCAAUGAUCAUGAUGAUCCAGAUGCACCUGCAGAAAUCAAAGAUCUUGUCGAACCUGAAGUCGGCGUGGACAUCCUGAUGGAGAGGAUGAAGAGUCUGUCCGAACGGGAGGAGGAAUUCUCAAUUGAGGAGCAGACGAAACGGUUCCUCCACGUCGAAUGCGACAAGGCUAUCGAAAUCGCCAAUACUCCAGUACAAUCUCAGCCAACUGACCUCAGUCAGUUUGUUGAGGACCCAGACUUUUUGUAUCAAGACUUUCAGAGGAGGGGAGAGAUGGCAGAGUUGCCCACAUUCAGGGUUCAGGAUUACUCUUGGGAGGACCAUGGAUAUUCUCUAGUCAACCGUCUCUACAACGAUGUGGGAAAUCUGCUGGACGAAAAGUUCAAGACUGCCUACAACUUGACCUACUACACCAUGGGUGGACGCACAGACGUGGACACGUCACGCUUCCGAAGGGCCAUCUGGAAUUACAUUCACUGCAUGUUUGGCAUCAGGCAUGAUGAUUAUGACUACGGAGAGGUGAAUCAGCUGCUGGAAAGGUGGCUCAAGGCCUACAUCAAGUCGACCUGCUGUUUCCCGGAAAGAAUAACCACCAGGGACUAUAUCAGCGUUCUCAGAGAGUUCGAACACAGCGAAAAGAUCCACGUCAACUUGAUGGUGCUGGAAGCCCGACUACAGGCAGAACUGUUGUACGCCCUCAGGGUAGUCAUGAAGUACAUGACCUGAGCCCUGGCACAAACAAGAUGAAAACUAUAUUCCCACACAUGCGAUAUCAUCAUGUAAUAAUAAUAUUAUUCUGCCGAUAAUAACUAAAUAACCACUGAGGAAAAACUUGCUGUUUUCAAAAGGAACAAUAUUUAUUGUAUGGAAACAAUAUCUUGUGAUCUAGGACGGUUUUGAUUUCAAAGGAAAAUUUUUCCUAGAUUUCGAGUUGAAAAAAAGACUUGCCUCAAAAGUAAUUGACUUCUCUUCAGACGAACAACAGCACACAAUUAUCAUUUAAAUAAUUUAAAUGUUGUCAUUCUCUAGUGAAAUUUUUUACAAUUUUGAUAAUUUUUUUGGCGCACAACCAACGAAAUUCAUUUCUGCUAGUUGAGUACCUGAAGGAGUUGCCUAAAUUUCCUGUUUUUAUCUAGUAAAAAUAACUGAUCAAAAUAAUCAGAAGGUUCGUUUGAAAAUAUAUAAUAUUGAUUGCUGUUUUUAAAAAGACUGAUGAGGAAUUUUCUUCAAAUCUGAGGAGCUCAAAUUAAUUUAGUAUUCUUUUCGUAGGCUUUUGUUAGUUUUAGAACUUGUGUGUCUUAAUCGAUUAACUCGUUAUGGUCUUGCCAAAUUAUUAACUUAAAUUUAGAACGCUUCUCACUUUGCUGGAAAAUUCUCAUUUUUUUAACUAACCAAACGGUGCAGAGUCCAGUGCUUGUUUUUGUCAGUUACUUUUGAGGGCUCCAAUCAAAAAACACAAACAAAUUAGUAAUAUAAUAUAAUUGUUCAAAAUGAAUAUUUAGUGAUGGAUGUCAACUGGUUAAAGAUGCUGAGAAAAAUACCUACUAGCUGAUAUGUACUUGUGUAAAACUAUCUAUGUUCAGUCAGUCGAGAGAAGAAAGUUGUAUAAUAUUUUGAGAAUCAAACCAACUCUUUUUUCAAGACAAAUCGAGUUCUUGAUGUAAAACUUCAGAAUAAAAAUAUUCAAUAGAA
This is a messenger RNA of Neocloeon triangulifer, 2274 nucleotides long. Its product is annotated as sestrin-3. The annotation marks the transcript as partial. Gene Ontology annotation, cellular component: nucleus. Gene Ontology annotation, molecular function: oxidoreductase activity, acting on peroxide as acceptor; L-leucine binding. The transcript has 7 exons. Gene Ontology annotation, biological process: positive regulation of macroautophagy; cellular response to leucine starvation; cellular response to L-leucine. The record is from RefSeq and is a predicted model, not a curated record. NCBI's taxonomy places the organism in Eukaryota, Metazoa, Arthropoda, Insecta, Ephemeroptera, Baetidae.